AUGGAUAAUUUAAACGCUACCUUGUUGACUGAGUUCACAUGGCGUGGAUAUGGGAUUCGUAAAAACGGGACCAUGUACUGCGAAAAACAACCCGUUCUUGUAAACUCUUUUGGCGUGUGGGAGAAGCUAUCACUUGAUCAUACAGGGAUGCGUAUAUGGGAAUACGAUCUUCCUCAUCUCGAGACCGUAAUCGUCCUAGUACUCUGUUUAUGGCAGUUUUUCUAUUUCUUGCUAAAGAAGAUACGUCUUCCGGUUCCAAAGAUCACCUCCAUGAUGCUUGCCGGUGCAGCCUUGAGCCAGACGAGUCUUUUGCCGAAUGACUGGUUGGUCCACUACAUUUUUUUCCCGGAUGAUUAUAGGCCAAAACUCCCCGAGACGCUUGGUGGUUUUGCCUUUGUGUUUUAUUGGUUCCUUGAAGGUGUUAAAAUGGAUGUUGGGAUGAUUAAGAGGACAGGUUUAAUAGCUGUUUUUACAGGAAUUGUCACCGUUCUUUUCCCUAUUUUCACGGCUAACAUCGUGUUUGGGUCGCUAAGAGAAACCGGGGGUAAAAACUUGACAGGAGUUGAGUACAGAACAAUGAUUUUCAUGCAGAGUAUUUCGGCGUUCACUGGUAUCUCAAGGCUUAUUGGAGAUCUCGAGAUCAACCACUCCGAGUUCGGUAGGAUCGUGCUUUCCACGGCUAUGGUGGCGGAUGCAACGGGUUUUGGUGUUAACCUAGUUGCCUUAGUAGCGUGGUCGGAGUGGAGGGUUUCCGUGUUGCACUACUUAGGGCUUGCGGGAUAUGUCGUAGUUGUGAUUUGGGUAGUGAGACCGUUGAUGCUUUGGGUGAUCAAACGGACACCGGAAGAUAGACCGGUGAAGGAAUGCUACAUCUACAUCAUUAUCAUUUUUGCUUUCUUUUCUUACGAUUAUUUGAAGAUGAUUCAUAUUUUUCCGGCGGUUGGACCGUUCCUUUUGGUUCACGAGAUCCGUAAACUAGGGGAUUUUGAUGGUCAGUUGUAUGAAGCCUUGUCCAUCAUCAUCGUCGUCUCCGCCGCCAAGAUUUUCUUCUCAACUAUUCCUCCACUGCUAGCUAAAAUGCCUCUAACAGACUCUUUCGUUAUGGCACUUAUUCUCAGCAAUAAAGGAAUUGUUGAGUUGUGUUAUUUCAUGUAUGCAGUUGAAAGAAAAGCUCUUCAUGUGAAGUCUUUCACAACAAUGGCUAUGCUGAUUCUUAUAAGCUCUACGAUAUUACCGGUGGCUAUACAUUACCUAUACGAUGCGUCAAAACGAUUCAUUUGUUUUCAGAAGAGAAAUCUAACGAGCUUGAAGCUUGGAUCAGAGCUGAGGUUUCUAGUGUGCAUUCACAAAGCAGACCACAUCUCAGGGAUGAUCAACCUUCUAGGAAAUUAUUUCCCUCUAGAAGAUCCCUUGCUCACUUGCUACGUGCUUCACCUCGUCGAGCUUGUGGGUUUGGACAAUCCACUCUUUAUCUCCCACAAAAUGCAAAAGGCUGAACCAGGAAGCCGGUCUUAUUCAACCAACGUUCUCAUUGAUUUUGAUACCUUCAAACAUUACUGGAAAUCCAUGUCGCUAGAAUUGUUCACAUCCAUCUCUAAUCCAAAGUACAUGCAUCAAGAGAUUUACUUGCUCGCUCUCGACAAGCAAGCAUCUUUUAUCAUGCAUCCUUUCCACAGAAUAUGGUCACUCGACCAGACAACGGUGGUCUCAGACGAUAUAACACGUAGGAAUGUUAACAUCAAUGUUUUGAGACAAGCACCUUGCUCCGUAGGGAUCUUUGUCCAUCGCCAAAACCUGUUAUCUACACAAAAGAGCAAUACCGUUUUUAAGGUCUGCUCAGUUUUUGUGGGCGGGAAAGACGACAGAGAAGCUUUAGCAUUGGCGAAGCAAAUGAUGAGGAACCAAAAUGUGAGCCUAUCGGUGUUGAAGCUAGUCUCAGGGACGAUGGUCGGCAUGACCACAGGGUGGGAUAAGAUGCUUGACACGGCAGAGCUUAAGGAGACACUAAGGAACAAUCACACAGAUUUGGUAGAAGAACAUAAUUUUGUGGAAUACGUAGAGGAGGAAGUAAACGAUGGUUCAGACACAUCAAGAAUCCUUCUCUCGAUAGCUAAUUCUUUUGAUUUAUUUGUGGUGGGGAGGAGCACCGGGAUGGGUACCGAUGUAACGAGGGCACUAAGUGAUUGGACAGAGUUUGAUGAGUUAGGUGUGAUCGGAGAUUUGUUGGUCUCAUCGGAUUUUCCACAUAGAGGAUCAGUGUUAGUGGUGCAACAACAACAGAAUGCAGCUUGUAGAUAA
Arabis nemorensis is the source of this 2298-nucleotide messenger RNA. The record is from the annotation of a GenBank genome assembly. NCBI's taxonomy places the organism in Eukaryota, Viridiplantae, Streptophyta, Magnoliopsida, Brassicales, Brassicaceae.